AUGCAGCCUCCAUGCAUCCGCAGAGAGGUUCUGUUUUCUCCUUCUUUAUCCUGGAUUCAAUGCAGUGACUCCCAGUAUUUCAUCUAUGAAAAAAUUCUAGUACAUGGGAAUCAGGAUGAAAAGAUGGCAGCCAUUCUGUUACCAACGGGUCAUGAUGCCUUGCGCCGGUUCACUCGCGAAUCCCUGGCUGCCAUGGAGCAGCGGAUCUCGCAGGAGCAGAACAAAAAGGCCAAACUCUGUGUCGAGGCCAAGAAAAACACUGAGCCUCUCAAACCCAGGGCAGAUCUGGAGGUGGGCAAACAACUGCCCCGCAUCUACGGAGACAUCCCACCAAACCUGGUCGGUGUGCCACUGGAGGAUAUCGACCCAUACUACAGGAACCAGAGGACAUUUAUAGUACUUAACAAAGGAAAGGCCAUCUUCAGAUUUAGUGCAACAUCUGCUAUUUAUUUAUUCAGUCCAUUUCACUGCUUGAGAACUAUUGCUAUCAAAGUCCUGUUUAUAAUGUGUACUAUCCUGACCAACUGCUUCUUCAUGGCCAUGUCGGACCCGCCCACGUGGACCAAGUACCUGGAGUAUACCUUCACUGGUAUUUACACAUUUGAGUCUGCAAUAAAAAUAUUUGCAAGAGGCUUUUGUUUAGUGCCCUUCACCUUUCUGAGAGACCCGUGGAACUGGCUGGAUUUCAUUGUUAUUGUUAUGGCGUAUGUGACUGAAUUCAUUGAUCUUGGAAACGUCUCAGCUUUAAGAACCUUUCGAGUCCUACGAGCACUGAAAACCAUCUCUGUGAUCCCUGGCCUGAAGACAAUUGUGGGUGCGCUGAUCCAGUCGGUGAGGAAGUUAGCGGACGUGAUGAUCCUGACCGUCUUCUGCCUCAGUGUCUUUGCCCUGAUCGGCCUGCAGCUCUUCAUGGGGCUCCUGCGGCAGAAGUGUGUCCGGAGCCUGGAACACUGUGUUACCUCCUCCUUAGGUUCUAAUGCCUCCUUUGUGUGUGACAACAAAACCUGGAGCUCCAUCGAGGACUUCCUCACUAGUGAAGAAAAUUUCUACAAAGUGGAGGGAGCUAAGGAUGCCUUAAUUUGUGGAUAUGGAAGUGAUGCAGGGAAGUGUCCAGAUGGAUAUGACUGCCUAAAGAUCGGAAGAAAUCCAAACUAUGGCUACACAAGUUUUGACACAUUUGGUUGGGCUUUUCUGGGUCUCUUUAGGCUCAUGACUCAAGACUAUUGGGAAAAGCUCUUCCACCAGACUCUGCGCUCAGCUGGGAAAACCUACAUGAUCUUCUUUGUGCUGGUCAUAUUCUUGGGCUCCUUCUACCUGGUGAACCUGAUCCUGGCUGUUGUGGCAAUGGCGUAUGAGGAGCAGAACCAGGCCACUAUCGCAGAGGCGUGGCAGAAGGAGAGGGAGUUCCAGCUGGCCUUGGAGCACCUGCGCAGAGAACAAAGAUUGGCAGCAAAAAGACAGGUCCAGGAGGCAGAGGCCAUGAUGUCUCCUCAGCUGUCCCCAUACUCUGUGAAGAUGGAAACCCUGCGCCGUUACAGCACGCGACGGAGGAGAUCCCAUCGGACUUUAUCAGAGGAGGUGGGAGAGGACCCUGCGGGAGACAAUCUAGACUUACCAGACGAGCUUAUGCUUCCGAUAUCCCCAAUGCCAGCACAUCCACUGCUGGCCACACUGUCGUCCCAUCCCCUCAGCACCAGGCGCAGCAGCCAGGCCAGCAUCUUCAGCACAUUCAGAGCCCGCAACAAUUCAGAGGCAGACUAUGGAGAUGACGAACACAGUAACUAUGGUGACUUCAGAAGUCGAACCAACUCCAGCGCCACUCCCUGGAAACGCAGGGCAAGCAGCAACGGAGCCUCAGCCAUUGGACUGCAGAGCCCCAAAUCCAUAUCAGCCUUCAGCAUGGAGAGGAUCAAGGAAGACACAUCCCAGUGUACGGAGGAGACUUUAGUCAGAGGUCUUCACCCGUCGCCCUCCAUGACUGAGCCCCCUCGAGCACAGAGGAAGAGAGGGCUGAGCUCCGUCAGCUUCUUCAGCGACGUCAUGGACGAGCUUGAGGAGUCUCGACAGAAGUGUCAUCCUCGCUGGUAUGUAUUUGCUAAAAAGUACCUGAUCUGGGAAUGCUGCCCCUGGUGGCUGAAGAUCAAACAGUGCGUGAAGUUGAUGGUGAUGGAUCCUUUCUUGGACUUGGGCAUCACCAUCUGUAUUGUCCUCAACACGCUGUUCAUGGCUCUGGAGCACUACCCUAUGACCGAUGAGUUCAAUGCCAUGCUGUCAGUGGGAAACCUGGUGUUUACAACCAUCUUUACAGCAGAGAUGGUGCUAAAGCUCAUUGCUCUGGACCCUUACUAUUACUUUCAACAAGGCUGGAACAUUUUUGACGGGAUCAUUGUGUGCCUCAGUCUGAUGGAGCUGGGGCUGUCCAAUGUAGAAGGGCUGUCUGUGCUGCGCUCCUUCAGAUUGUUACGCGUCUUCAAGUUGGCGAAGUCCUGGCCCACCCUGAACACUCUCAUUAAGAUCAUCGGAAACUCUGUGGGUGCUUUGGGGAACCUAACUCUGGUGCUGGCCAUCAUCGUCUUCAUCUUUGCAGUGGUGGGGAUGCAGCUGUUCGGGAAGAAUUACCAGGAUUGUGUGUGUAAGAUCUCCUUUGACUGCCAGAUGCCGCGCUGGCACAUGAAGGACUUCUUUCACUCGUUUCUCAUUGUAUUUCGAGUUCUCUGUGGAGAGUGGAUCGAGACCAUGUGGGACUGUAUGGAGGUGGCAGGACAGCCUCUCUGCAUCUUGGUCUUCAUGCUGGUCAUGGUCAUUGGAAAUCUGGUGUGUCCGUUGGGCCAAUGGCAUGUGGUGCAGCAACAAAGUCUGUCCUCCUCUUUCGGUUAG
Knipowitschia caucasica is the source of this 2877-nucleotide messenger RNA. Lineage: Eukaryota; Metazoa; Chordata; Actinopteri; Gobiiformes; Gobiidae. The record is from the annotation of a GenBank genome assembly.